Pestalotiopsis fici W106-1 is the source of this 1506-nucleotide messenger RNA. RefSeq lists its product as uncharacterized. Bases 1 to 1506 code for a protein of 501 amino acids. The transcript has 7 exons. The record is from RefSeq and is a predicted model, not a curated record. NCBI's taxonomy places the organism in Eukaryota, Fungi, Ascomycota, Sordariomycetes, Amphisphaeriales, Sporocadaceae. Gene Ontology annotation, molecular function: oxidoreductase activity, acting on paired donors, with incorporation or reduction of molecular oxygen; monooxygenase activity; iron ion binding.
AUGGUGGAUUUACUUGACUUCUUUCGACAACUGGCAGGCCGAGCCUGCACGUUGGUUCCUGCUUUGUUCAUCAUUGCGGGAGCUGUGGCUAUCAUCAGUGUUGUACGAUCGUACAUGCGCUUGAGCCAUAUCCCUGGACCACAAAUAGCAUCAUUGACGAAUCUCGUCCGUCGCUCAUGGGUCAUAACGGGCAAUGCCCAUCAGAUCCAUACGGACCUCCAUCAACGCUAUGGGAAGGUUGUACGUUUUGGACCCAACGCGGUCAUGGUCUCGCAGCCUCAGGCUAUUGAAAAGAUUUACGGCUUCAAGUCCGAGUUCUAUGACGCAAUAAUGCCGAGAGUGAAGGGCGGCAAGAUCCCGGAUGUGUUUGCUACUCGCGACGAGGACAUUCAUCGACGCAUGAGGCGCCCUGUAGCCAAUUUGUAUUCUGUCACUAGUUUGACCAAAUUUGAGCCUCUGAUCACGGCAACUAUGCAAUACUUCUUCAUUCGCCUAGACGAGCUAUUCAACGACAAGAGCGUAGAGUUCGACAUGUAUCGAUGGAUCCAGUUCUUCAUGUUUGAUGUUCUCGGAGAGGUAACCUUUUCUCAACGUCUGGGUCUUCUCGAAAACGGCGCCGACGUGGAAGAUGUAAUUGAGAAUCUAUGGCUGUAUUUCGAAAAGAUUGCACCAAACACACAGAUGCAGUGGCUUGAUAAUCUAUGGAGGGACAAUCCUUUGGUCCCCGUCUCGACCAAGCGGAACGCAUUGGCAGAGUUUGGUAUGGCGCGCAUCAUGGAGCGCAUGAAUCAAACUGAGGACUCAGUCGCUGAUAAGAAUGAUUUCCUCGCAUACUUCAUCAAGGAACAGGCCAAGGAUAAUACACUUCCCCAUAUGUUCGUCCCUACAUGGGUCAAUUCCAAUAUCGUUGCAGGUGCAGAUACGACCAGUAUAGUCGCAAGUGCCUUGAUGUAUCAUCUCCUCAAAAAUCCUUCAUCCUUGUCAAAACUCAGGGAAGAAAUCGAUGAUGCCGUGGCCAAAGGCCGUAUCUCCAAAUAUGCAACCUGGAGGGAAUCGCAGAAUUUGCCAUACUUGGAGGCAUGCGUCAAUGAAGCUACUAGGAUGCAUCCCCCCUUCGCUCUUCCAUUCGAGCGUGUGGUGCCUGAAAGCGGGUUGGAAGUCGAUGGCUAUUUUAUUCCCCCAGGUACAAGAGUGGGCAUGAGCCCGUGGGUGGUGCACCGUGAUGAAUCAAUCUACGGCGAUGAUCCAGAAGCGUGGCGGCCAGAACGCUGGUUGUGCAGCGAAAAGAAAAAGACAGCCAUGUAUAAUACUCUCCUCACGUUUGGUGCCGGGCACCGUACUUGCUUGGGAAAGCAUCUCGCAUACUAUGAGAUAUAUAAGCUCAUCCCAUCCAUGCUGCAGCGCUACAAUAUUGAGCUCGUCAAUCCAGCUGAGGACUGGUCCAUUAACAAUCAAUGGCUGGCUAAGCCUUCAGGGUUUUGUGUGAAGCUAUCGACCCGCAAUUAG